AUGUUGAAUAUUGCCUUGCACAUGUGGGACAUGAGCCCGAUCCCGCUCUUCUAUGGCUUAGACAAUUAUAGUGAACAGUCAAUCGUGGAUAUGCUGAAAGAAGGGUUCAAUCAUGGGCAAGUGAAGCAGAAGAUAAGAGAAAGAUGCAGAAACUCAACUGAAAUCAGUAGGACGGAGAAUCGCCUGUUUUUCGUUACAGUUGGAGACAUACGGUUUGGCUGCACCAUAAUUACAUCACUCGUUCGAUUUGUCUUUUUAGAUCAUUCGAUGAGCGAGAGCGACCUUGUAACCCUGUUCGAUAAAGUGAAAGAAUUGGUUCCCGCGUUUGCGCCCGAUUUUUUCAUGAGUGACGACGCUGCAUCAUUUCGUCGCGUGUUUCCUAAUGCUCACACGCGGAAGAUACUUUGUAACUGGCACGUAUUGCAAGCUUUCAAGCGUUCUGCUAGAAAGAAAUUGACUCAGUACUCAAUACAAGCCCGAAACGCGCUUUUCUAUCAUCUCCUUCCUUUGGCCGUCGUUGCUUGGGGAAUUCAUGUCAAGGAUUCGUCUAGUCAGCAGAUCAUGCAAACCAGUUAA
Messenger RNA from Cooperia oncophora, 576 nucleotides. The record is from the annotation of a GenBank genome assembly. NCBI's taxonomy places the organism in Eukaryota, Metazoa, Nematoda, Chromadorea, Rhabditida, Trichostrongylidae.